UUAAUCGCGCGUCGCGUUGAUUCCUCCAGGCCACAUAAAGCACUGUUGCGUGCGAGUCCAUUCUUUACUAAUUUCUGGAUAAAUUAAUAUUGAAGUAAAUUAGUUUUGAAAAGCAUUAUACUAGCAUAAGCAACCCAUGGCAAACUUUUGCGCAGCUCCAAAUUGCACCAUAAAAAGUAAUCGGUCAGCAUCGCUAUUCUUCAAGUUUCCAAUGGACACAAAGAUGCAAGCAGUGGGUGGAAAACUGUCAUGGCAAGGAUCUUGAAGAUAAAACACCUGACCAGCUGAGCAGACACUACAGACUUUGUGCUAAGCAAUUUGAACCAUCAUGAUUUGUAAAGCAAGUUCCUACAGGACAAGGCUGAAGGAUAAUGCCACACCAACCAUCUUUGAUUUAUCAAGCCAGCUCAAUAAGCCACAAAGUAGGCAACACGAGGAUUAAAGAGCUGAGUGAAGAGGAAGCAAGGCAAAUGAAAUUGAGGAAAAAGGACUGUGGACCAAUCAAAGACUAACAAAGAUGAUGGUGAAGGCCGAGAUGACUCUGAGACAAACCACCCCCCCAGCUGACCUCUGAGGAGAAGAAGCACAGAGAAUAUCUCAAAGCACUAUUUGAAGUUAUUCUAGUGUUGGGGAAACAGAACAUACCUCUGAAUAGACAUACUGAGGAGGUGCUUGAGUGCGACGGUCUCACUCCAAGCAACUUCCAGGCAUUGUUGGAGUACCGAAUGAGAUGUAAACAAUGGUUAAAUAAUUGUCAUCGAUCUGACUUGGAGCCAAAAACGCCUGAGGAGUUACACAAUUCCUUCCAAAUUUGUGCAAAUCAUUUUGAGCCUUCCCUGAUUUGUCGUGACAGCACUUUAAGAACAUCCUUGAAAGAGGGUGCUAUUCCAACCAGAUUUGAUUUUACAAGCCAUUUGAACAAUCCAUCAGGCCACAACCGGAAUAAAAGAAUAAGAGAACCUGCUGAGGCAGAGCUUGCAUCCUUGAAGAAAGCUAAAGGGGAUUGGUUUGAAGAUGAUGCUCCAUCUGAGGUGAAAGAUAAGCCAGGAGAGAAUAGCGCAACAUGUGAUUUACAGCAAGAGGAACAAAAGAGAGAGGAUGUCGCUAACUCCAAAGCAAAGGAAAUCCUUAAAGUCUACUUUAAGGAAACCCUUGCCUUCACUGGAUUCAGCAUAGGGAACGAUGCAAACCCCAACACAGAUGAACCGAUGGGAGACCACAGAGGACAACAGUCUCUCAACCCCAUCUGUGUUGAAAGAAUCGACCAGAAAGAAGUCCUCCAGUUCAGCGAGGACCUCAUGCGGGAGGAGAUCCGGAACAGUUUGAGGUUGGCACGCUUUUUCUCCAUCCUGCUUCAAGAUGUGACAAACAUCGAGGGAAAAGAUCAGAUCCCAGUUUUCAUCAGGUCCGUCACUGUGGCAGGGUUCCCCCAGAAACACCUCAUGGGUUUCCUGCCCUGUUAUGCAGAUGCUGAGGGCCUGUUUUACAUGCUGCUCUCAGAAAUUCGGAAUAAGUGGGGGCUGCGGAUGGAGCAUUGUCGAGGACUUACCUACCUGACCACAGGUGGUUUAUGUCAGAAAAUGAAGGAUCUCACCAGCAGGAUUCUGCAGGAGUUUCCUCAGGUAGUGCUAGCACCUAGUGACCCAUAUGCCUUUAACAUGUGGCUAAUCCGCUCCAUGCCCAUACCUUAUAUCCAGAAGGUUGUGAAUACAGUGGAGGAGGUCGCCAAAAUAAUUAGAGGAUCCCCAGAUCUUUGGGAAAGACUGGAGGUGAAAAUCAAGUCUUCAUACAGCCACCUUAAAGGUGAAGUGGACAGGAUCAUAGAGGCUUCCCAGAACACCUGGGAGUAUGGUGUUGAUGCCUUCCAAACCAUGUUGGACAUUCUUGAACCAUUCCUCGCCUGCAUCAACGAGGUGUGCUCGGCUGCGAACGCAGACACCGCUACUUGUGAGCAGAUGGCCAAGCUCAAGCCGAUCCUGAAGAACUUCAAUUUCAUUAUCACCCUGGUUGUUCUGAAGAAUACCCUCUGUUGCGUGAGUAUCCUCAACCCGAGUCUCAGGGGAGCCAUCAGCAUCAGCAGCACCUUGCAGUACACAAUCUCCAACGCCUUAAAGCUGGUCAACAAACAUCUGCAGGAGAUCGCAAUAUUCCACAGGAAGUGGUUUUCUGAUGCAGUGGGCAGGGCUAAGAAGCUGGGAGUGGAGGUUGCUAGGCCGGAUGAGAGCUCACCUGAGACUGGCGAGGCAGUUGGAACUGAAACCCCUCUGGAGGAUUUCUACAGAGAGACUCUGAGCAGGCAGAUCUUACAGUACCUUGUUGCGGAGGUAAAGAGGGUGUUCAGCACGGAGAUGGUACGGAUUCUGAGAUGGCUCUCGUUGGUGCCGUCUUACAUGGCUGACCACAAUUUCAGUAUCCGCAGGGAUAAAGUGGCGGACGCAAACUUGAACAACCUCGCUCGGCCCGACACGUUUUACGAUGAGCUUGGUUGCUGGGAGGUGAAGUGGAGACAUGCUAGCAAGCGGAGGAUCCUGCCCACAACCGUGUUUGCAACAUUGAAAAUCCCAGACAUUGCAUUUUACCCAAAUGUGCAGAGCCUGCUGAGAGUUUUGGGCACCAUUCCCUGUGUGAACGCAGAGGCAGACGUGUAUGGGCAGUACAACAUGGUGCUGGAGCGGUACCAGUCUUACCUGAAAGCCACACCGGAGGAUAAGAGACUGUGCAACAUGGCAUUUGUCUAUGUCAAUCAAGACGUGCACUUCAAUGUGGAAGACAUGGUUGAGUCCUAUGUGGAGAAGCAUAUUGACAUAUUGCAGUUUUUGCAUAUGGAUGAUGAGGUAAUAGAGAUGCAGCCUGACGCUGAACCUGUCUCUGAGAAUGAUGGGAAUCACACUCUAAAAGAGAAUGUACAAAAAACACAAGAAGAACCACAGGACAUACCCUCUGAGAUGGAGACCGAGAGAGUGGGGCAACCCAAACUCCCAGCCACAGAAACUAAUAAGGAGGCACUCAAAUCUGCUCUGCAGGUUGCUGUGACAGCUGCAUAUAACAGCCAGAGCAGACAGCCUGGUGAGGCCUCUGCUGAACAGGAUGGCGAGGUGGAAGACUCAUUGAAGUAUGUGUCGAAGUCUGAGAUGGAAGAAGUUCUCAGAGUAUGCGAGGAUGCUGUCAGGGAGGGAAUUCUUGUGGAGGUGGGCACUUCCUUUUUUUCUCUGUUCAUCGACCGCGUUGUGAAGUUAGGGGAGAAAAAACAUCUUCCUCUCUUCCUCAGGUUUGUGGACAGUUUUGAUGUCAUGCGAUUGGAGCUCAUGGGAUUUCUGGAUGUGGAUCUUGACUGUGAUGCCAUGUCAGAGCGCAUUUUGGAAAUUGUCACCAAAGAGUGGCAUCUCGAUUUGUGUUACUGCAGAGGUCAGGCCUACCUAGGAUCUGGUGAUGUCUCCUACAAGCUGAAAGCAUUUGCCUGCAAAAUCCAAGAAAAGUACCCCCUUGCAAUAUGCACACACUGCUCUUGUUACUCAUUUAACAUAUGGUGGUCAAAAUCCACCCCUGUGUCAUCAGUCAAACGGGCCCUGGAUGUUUUUGAAGAGGUUUUGAUGUUUUUUGGGAGCAUGCCUAUGCUUGAGAAACAACUGGAUCAUGUCAUUGCAUUUGGUCUUAGGGAAAGCUAUGAAAAGGUUCAAGAAUUGCAGGGGAAGUUCUGUACCGUCUGGCAGGAGAAGCAUGAUUCCUAUGAAGUUUUUGUGCAGAUGCUGGAGCCCCUUGUCGAAUGUUUGGAGAAAAUCAAGAGCAACCCACAGAGGUGGAAAUCCUCAUUCUCUCUAAAAGCUGGAGCACUGCUGCGUUUGAUAAGGGACUUUGAUUUUAUUGUGCCCAUGGUAGCCCUGAAGAACACCUCGUCCUUCACCAGGGAACUGAGUGCAGGACUCCAGAAGGAUCAUUUCAGCGCAGCAUCCCAACUCUGCCAGAUCAGUGGUAUAGUGGCUACUCUUAACAGGGUCAAAACAAACAUCAAAGUAUUUCACCAGAAUUGGUUUGAUGAAGCUUGUGCGCUCGCCCAGAGUCUAGGUGUGCAGAUAAAAGUGCCUGAUAAUUCCUCUGCGUCCAGGGAUAGCAUGAUGAAACCAGCUCUGUAUUACAAAGAUGCACUAAGUGUGCCCCUAGUGGACAACCUCACCAAUGCUGUUAAGGAUCAUUUCUCUGAGGACCACAAGGAGGCCCUAAACUUCCUCUCCCUGGUUCCCUGCUCUGUGACUGUGAGUUACAUGUUUGAGAUCCUGAGGUCAAAGCCUCCUCUCUACGCCAGUGAUCUGCCUGACUCCGACAACUUUUUCACCGAGUUGUGCUGCUGGAGGGUGAAGUGGAAGACCAAAGUUGCAUCCGUGACCAUCCCAGACACCAUCUUUCAGACUCUCCGUCUGCCACUCAUGCAAUACUUUGGGAACAUCAACACACUGCUGAGGAUCAUGUCUGUGCUACCCAGCACAGUACUGGAGAACUGUGGGGAAGUGAUGCGCCACAAGAUGUUCCAGGAAUACCUGAGGAACACCAGCCCCAAGGACAGGUCCCCAUGUCUGGCCAUGCUGCAGGUGGGAACCAACUUCAGCAGAGAUCUGGACCGGAUGGUGACUAAGUGCUUGAAGGUCACUCCCCAGGCUUUAGAGGGCAUCUGCUUGGAUAAAGAAUCCAAAAGUCUGAUGAAGAACUCUGAAGCCAACAUGGAAGUCGAUUAUGGCAAAGAUGCAGCAGAGGACCUUGAGAAUCAGUCUUCUGACAAGAAAGAGAACCAGGAAAUGAAAGCGGUGGAUGAGAAUGGGCACACUGGAGAUAAUCGACAGAGUUUGGAAAUGGUUUUCAGACUGGCUGCACGUCUAGGGAAAAAGAAGUGCCAGCUCUCCGAACUCUCCAAAGAAGAUCAAGUCCUUCUCAUCCAGGAUCUCGGCCUGUGCCACUGGUUUGGAAGAGAUGGCAAGUUCACGCUUAACGUAGGAGAGGAGGAAAUGGUAGAGCUUCUCACAAAAUCCAUCAGGGAAGUCAUACUCUUAGAAAUACAGGAGUCCCCCUUCUUUUCUCUUAUCACUGAUAAACCUGUUGUAAUUGCUAAUAAGAGCUAUCUGCCUGUCUUUGUCAGAUAUGUUGGGGAAUGCGCCCCCAAGGUAGAGCUCAUUGGUUUUUUGCGAUUUUUUGAAACCUGUGACGUUGAUGUUCAAGUCAAGAAUCUUUCAGCAACUAUAACCGAAGAUUGGGGAUUGCCGAUGAGUCAGUGUCGUGGACAAGCAUUCAUGCGCAUGGGCUCAGGUUGUCACAGCCUGAAGAAGAUGUCUUUGGAGUUCCUCGAGAGCUAUCCUCUGUCUGUCAUCACACCCAGUGAGUCUUGUGGUCUUGCCUGUUGGCUAGCAGGAAGUGUACACUGCCCACCUGUCACAAAGAUGCUGGGAAUUGUGGAAGAUCUUCUACUGUUCUUUGACCAGUCACCUGGACUGGAGGCAGAGCUAGCACAGGCCGUGGAUGGGUUACUGAAUACACCUCGGGAGGCCUUGGAGGAGAUUCCAGAAACCUGUUGCUCCAGGUGGAAGAAGAGGGAGGACUUUUUUGAUCUCUUAGUCGACACAUUGGAGGGAGUCUUGAGUUGCCUGGAUUCAGUUAGUUCCAGCGCCGCGGGCACUAUGUCGCUACAUGCACAGGUCCUCGCCACUGCUUUGAGAGAGAUGGAUUUUGUCGUCACACUUGUGAUCCUGAAGAACGCAUGUUCUCCUCUUCGAAACUGCAGCACUGUUUUCCGCUGUGGUAACCCUGCUGACAUCAUCUUUGAGGUGGAGAAGAUCGUACCAAUCAUAGAGACACUGAACAAGAUGUUGGAGAACAUAAGCACUGUACACACACCUUGGUUUGAAGAGGCAUUCCAACUAGCAUCCAAGGUGGCCUCUCAGCAAGUAUGUUUCCCAGAGGAAGCUAACUCUUAUGAGUCUCCAGAGGUGUACUACAGGGACAACUUUAGUGUUCCUGUACUGCGCUGCCUCAUUGACGAAAUGAAGUACAACUUCUCCGACAGUCAUUUGAAAGCCUUGAAGCUCCUGUCUCUUCUUCCCACCUGCAAUCCACAGCCCAUUUCAGAGCCAAUCCGCGCAGAGUCCACAGACAAGCUAUACAGUCUCUACCUGUCUGACCUCCCUGAUCCUGACACAGUAGAGCAGGAUAUCAGUAACUGGGCCACAGUGUGGAAAGAAAAAUAUCAAGACAUGUCACCACCAGCUUCUAUCUCUGAGAUACUGCUUCACCCAGAAUCUCAAAGCCAUCCCACAGUGACAAUGCUGCUCAGACUGGUGGCUGUUCUACCGAGCGUCAGUAUGGAGUGGGACCUGAUGAAGACCACCCUGAACUCCAUGAGGGCUCUGCUGAAGAACACUGUCUGCAAGGGCAGCAAAACCGACACUGUGAUGCUUCUCAUGCAUUACCCAACUGUUCAAAUACUAAGGGAAGUCAUUGAGAAGUGCAUCGAAGUUGACCCAGAAAGCAUCCCAUGUCUUGAGCAGGUGAAGAAACAAAUGAAAGGUCUGAAGCUGGAAAGUGAUUUCAGAGCUUUUGAUGUAAACCCUGAUGAGAGACAUGAGCAGACAGUUGAGGAACACCAAGCUGAUAUGGCAGAACAACCCCUUGCAGGAGAGUUGCAAGAGGAGGACGGCGUGCUGAUGGCGGAGGACAGUGUGUUGAUGGCGGAGGACGGUGCGCUGGUGGCGGAGGACGGUGCGCUGGUGGCGGAGGAGGACGGCGCGCUGGUGGCGGAGGAGGACGGCGCGCUGGUGGCGGAGGAGGGCGGCGCGCUGGUGGCGGAGGAGGGCGGCGCGCUGGUGGCGGAGGAGGGCGGCGCGCUGGUGGCGGAGGAGGGCGGCGCGCUGGUGGCGGAGGAGGGCGGCGCGCUGGUGGCGGAGGAGGGCGGCGCGCUGGUGGCGGAGGAGGGCGGCGCGCUGGUGGCGGAGGAGGGCGGCGCGCUGGUGGCGGAGGAGGGCGGCGCGGAGGUUGGCGCCGCGCUGUUGGCGGAGGAGGGCGCCGCGCUGUUGGCGGAGGAGGGCGGCGCGCUGUUGGCGGAGGAGGGCGCGCGCUGUUGGCGGAGGAGGGCGGCGCGCUGUUGGCGGAGGAGGGCGGCGCGCUGUUGGCGGAGGAGGGCGGCGCGCUGGUGGCGGAGGAGGGCGGCGCUGGUGGCGGAGGAGGGCGCGCUGGUGGCGGAGGAGGGCGGCGCGCUGGUGGCGGAGGAGGGCGGCGCGCUGGUGGCGGAGGAGGGCGGCGCGCUGGUGGCGGAGGAGGGCGGCGCGCUGGUGGCGGAGGAGGGCGGCGCGGAGGAGGGCGGCGCGCUGGUGGCGGAGGAGGGCGGCGCGCUGGUGGCGGAGGAGGGCGGCGCGCUGGUGGCGGAGGAGGGCGCCGCGCUGGUGGCGGAGGAGGGCGCCGCGCUGGUGGCCGAGGAGGGCGCCGCGCUGGUGGCGGAGGAGGGCGCCGCGCUGGUGGCGGAGGACGUGGCCCAGGCGCAGGACGGCGUCGCCCAGGGGCAGGCGCAGGACGGCGUCGCCCAGGGGCAGGCGCAGGACGGCGUCGCCCAGGGGCAGGCGCAGGGCGGCGUCGCAAUGGUAGAGGACAGGGUCGUAGGUCAGAGGCAGGCUGUGACUUUCUAUGACCCACCUGUGCGUGAGGAAAUACUUAAGGAACUCUGGGACUCACAGUUCUUUACAAUAAUAACGGAACAGGCGGUUGAGAUUGAGGGACAGCUCUAUGUCCCCCUGUGCAUCAGGUACUUGGACAAACAGGACACUCAAUGCGAGGAGACUGUAGCUUUCAUCCCGUUCAGCCAGGACACUGCUGUCUUGGCUGAUGCUAUUGAAACAGCCCUAUCAGAGAAAUGGGGGCUCAAUAUGGCUUACUGUAGAGGGCAAGCUUUGCUAAGUGUUGGUGAGGUAGGGUCUCGGAUGAGGGCUGUAUCUGCUGUAAUAGCCCAGAAAUACCCCCUGGCCAUGCAAAUGGUCAGCUCUGCUGUGUCUCUGAAUGUGUGGCUAGCCAGGUCAUCUCCUGCAGUGGCAGCAGCAGACUGUGCAGUGUCGGUAGAAAACAUGUUACAGUGGCUCACAGAGGAUGCAGAACGACAGAUCAAACUGGAAGAUGUGAUCAUUGCCAUAUUCCAACAUGAUGAGGGGAAGGGUAAUGAGCUUAGGGACAAGCUUAUUAAGAACUGGGAGAAGAGUCAUGAUAUGCAUGAUUUGGUGGUAGAGCUCCUGGAGGUAAUCAUGCUGUGCUUGAAUGAGCUGAAAAGUGAGGAGAAUAGCUUAGGGAGUGGCCAAGCACUGCUUUACUUCGAUAAAGUCAGACGUUUUGAGUUCAUCUUCACGGCUGUCGUGCUGAAGAAUGUCCUGAGCUCGACCAAAAAGCUGAGCCAAUCUCUUCAAGGAAAACCCCUAGAUGUGUUGCUAGCUAUGAAUAGCUUGCCCGAUCUCCUAACUUCCCUCAAUGAAUUGAAGAGCGAUAUCGACACACAUCACAAGGCUUGGUUCAAGGAAGCUGUCUCUUUAGCUUCCAAGCUGCAGAUAACGUUGUUGCACUCUGCGCUGCUAGAACCCCUGAGUCAGUUUUACAAAAUGUCGGUGAGUCAGAAGGUGAUAGAGCACUCCAUUGCUGAGGUCAGUGAGUUCUUCACAGAGAAGGUCCUCAGUACACUGAGGUGCCUGGAGAUUGUGCCUUACGCCAUGUCGAAGCUAGAAAACAGCAGUGUAAAUGCUCACGUUUUCCGCAUGUACAAAGAUGACAUGCCUGACCUGGUCUCACUCCCAACAGAGAUGAAGUCUUGGAGAGAGAAGUGGUUGGAUCCCAUGUCCGGGUAUCUUCCAGCCACUGUGCUCGACACUCUGAAGGCAUCAGACAUUAGGAACUUUAGUAACAUUGAAACCCUUCUAAGACUCCUGGUCAUCCUACCAUUUUCCCGGAGGGAGAGUACCUUCAGGCAGGGAAAGAGAAGCCUCCAGGGGUUCAUACAACAGGAGACCAGGUCUCUUUCUGAACUUCAUCCUCUGUAA
This is a messenger RNA of Oncorhynchus gorbuscha (pink salmon), 9047 nucleotides long. RefSeq lists its product as uncharacterized. The record is from RefSeq and is a predicted model, not a curated record. NCBI's taxonomy places the organism in Eukaryota, Metazoa, Chordata, Actinopteri, Salmoniformes, Salmonidae. The transcript has 15 exons. Bases 726 to 9047 code for a protein of 2773 amino acids.